Monopterus albus (swamp eel) is the source of this 349-nucleotide messenger RNA. NCBI's taxonomy places the organism in Eukaryota, Metazoa, Chordata, Actinopteri, Synbranchiformes, Synbranchidae. The record is from the annotation of a RefSeq genome assembly.
AUAAACUUAAUUAUUGCAUUCAUACUAAUAACUACACUCAUCCCAAUAGCUCUUAUACUCAUCUCAUUUUGACUACCAAUAAUAACCCCCGACUAUGAAAAGCUAUCACCAUACGAAUGUGGUUUUGACCCCUUAGGGUCAGCCCGUCUUCCUUUCUCCAUCCGCUUUUUCUUGGUAGCUAUCCUAUUUCUACUAUUUGACCUAGAGAUUGCCCUCCUCCUCCCCCUCCCUUGAAGUAGCCAACUCCCCCUCCCUAAUCACACCUUUUUCUGGGCCUCCACUAUCCUAAUUUUACUCACCCUUGGCUUAAUCUACGAAUGACAACAAGGCGGACUAGAAUGGGCCGAAU